AUGGGAGUACCUGAUUUUAGAGAUUUCAAACAACUUUAUGAAGGAGUAAACACACCUUUUCUUUCUAGAAAAAAGUCCGUAGAGGGGGUCGAUUUUUCUAUUUCUAAUGCAAUCCACCUACAAACAAGACGGGAGAAUCCCGGUUUCCUCUUUUACAAAACAAAAUUUGACGAUGAAUUCCUUGCUGUUGAUUUAAAUAGACGCUCAAAUUCUAUGCCCAAUAUUAUACCUCAAAUUAGAGCUGGGGCCAAACCAAUAGCCACCAAAAAGUAUCAACAUCUGCAAAAACUUCUGCAAUGGGUGCCUAGCAGAUUUCAUGAUUUUUACAAAAAUAUUUUACAUGGAAAUGCAGAACUUGAAUAA
This is a messenger RNA of Psylliodes chrysocephalus, 363 nucleotides long. NCBI's taxonomy places the organism in Eukaryota, Metazoa, Arthropoda, Insecta, Coleoptera, Chrysomelidae. The record is from the annotation of a GenBank genome assembly.